AUAAGGAAAUCAGCGCAAGGGCAGCCACCCAGUCGUCGAACAAUUUCAAAGGCGAUGACGGCGACGGACGAGUCUCCGAAGAGCUCGCUGGCGUGCCCGGUGGUGUCGGCGACCGUGGUGGUGGAGCAGCUGGGCGCCGAGGGGAGCGUGCUGCGCGCGGCGCGCCACCCCUCGGCCAGCCUCUCGCUCUGCCGCACGGAGCGGCGCGAGCUGGCCCUGCUGCUCGACUCGCCGGCGCGACCGCAGGUCAAGGUGCUCCUGCGUGACGUCAGCCUGCACCGGCGCUUCCUGCGCGAGGGCAAGGCCACUGUGGUAGUGCGCGGUCAGCACGUGCGCCUGCUCGUCUCGAACGCGCCGCCCGCCCAGCUGCUCGCCUUCCUGCGCGUGCUGUCGGCCAAGCUGGCGCUGCAGGCACCGCUGGCUGCCCGUGACCCCAACGUGCCGCCGCCAGCGCGGUCCGCGAAGCGACCGUCCGCCGGCCCCCAGAGUCAGGCGAAGAGACCAUCAAAGGAGAUGACAAUGAGCCAGUACCUAAACCCUCUCCCUAUGACGAAGGAACAACGAUCUGUCCUGGAGGUGGCCACGAGCAACCGCAACAUCUUCUUCACAGGCGGCGCCGGCACCGGCAAGUCGUUCCUCCUGCAGCGCAUCAUCGCCGCACUGCCGCCCGACUCCACCUGGGUGACAGCGAGCACGGGCGCGGCCGCGUGUCAGGUGCAGGGCGUGACGCUGCACGCGUUCGCCGGCCUGGGCCGCGCCGCCGGCUCGCUCGAGCAGUGCGUUCAGCUGGCGUCGCGGCCGGCCGCGCUGCAGCAGUGGCGACGCUGCCGCCACCUCGUCAUCGACGAGAUCUCCAUGGUCGACGCCGAUUUCUUCCAGAAGCUGGAGUCGGUGGCGCGGCAGGUGCGGGGCAACGACAGCCCGUUCGGUGGCAUUCAGUUGGUGCUGUGCGGCGACUUCCUGCAGCUGCCGCCCGUGCUGCGCGGCGGCGGCGGCGGUCGGUUCUGUUUCGAGUCGGAGGCGUGGAGCCGGUGCGUGGAUGUGACGAUGGAGCUGCGCGAGAUCCACCGGCAGGACGACCCCGAGUUCAUCCGCAUCCUGCGAAACGUCCGCGUCGGCCGGUGCAGCGAGGAGGACGCCCGGCGCCUCUCGGCCACGGCCAAGAACACCAUGAAUCUGCCGGAGGGGAUCGCGGCCACCCGGCUCUGCACGCACCGGGCCGACGUGGACCAGAUCAACGCCCACCAGCUGAACGCCCUCACCGGCCGGCUGCGGGAGUACUGCGCCGAGGACUCCCGACUGCGGCCCGGCGCCCAGGUGAUGCUUACCAAGAACCUGGACGUGCGCGCCGGGCUCGUCAACGGCGCCCGAGGCGUGGUGGUCGGCUUUCGCGGCGGCGGGCGAGGGCUGCCGGAGGUGCAAUUCGCGUGCGGAGUGCGGCGUGUGCUGCCCGCCGAGCGGUGGACGGCCCGAUCGAGCGGCGCCAGCCCGCUGAGCCGACGCCAGCUGCCGCUGCGUCUCGCCUGGGCGUUCUCCGUCCACAAAUCUCAGGGAAUGACGCUAGACUGCGUGGAGAUGACGCUGUCUCGCUCGUUCGAGCCGGGACAGGCGUACGUGGCGCUCUCGCGCGCCAGGAACCUGCGUUCUCUGCGCGUGCUCGACUUCACGCCCGCAUGUGUGCGGGCCCACCCGGCUGUGCUGCGCUUCUACGCGGGACUCCAGACCAGCUGA
Molecule: messenger RNA, 1731 nt
Organism: Pollicipes pollicipes
Lineage: Eukaryota; Metazoa; Arthropoda; Thecostraca; Pollicipedomorpha; Pollicipedidae
Product: ATP-dependent DNA helicase PIF1
Exons: 13
Coding region: 55-1731 (558 amino acids)
Biological process (GO): DNA repair; telomere maintenance
Molecular function (GO): DNA helicase activity
Source: RefSeq, a predicted model, not a curated record